CGACGACGACGACGAAGAGGAGGAGGAGGAAGCCGAGGCAGCUGCCUCUGGGGGCUGUGGCCCGAGGCCCCGGGCGCCCGCAGUGGGGCCCCCAUGGACGAGUCGGGGGGCGGCGCGGGGGGGGCCGCCGGGGAGAGCCCCAGCCGCGCCGUGGAGUACCUGCUGGAGCUCAAUAACAUCAUCGAAGGACAGCAGCAGCUGCUGGAGACGCAGCGGAGGCGCAUCGAAGAGCUGGAGGGCCAAGUGGACCGGCUGAGCCGGGAGAACCGAGACCUGCGUGCCGGCGCCGCGGCCGCAGCCGGAGCGGGGCCCCUGCAGGCCCGGGAGAGCCCCUACCAGAACCUGCGAGACACCCAGCGCCUGCAUCUGCGCCGCGAGCCUCGGCCGGGACACCCGCACCGGGCGCCGCCGCCGCCGCCCAUCGCCGGCAAAGCGCCCUACGCGGCCCGGGGAGAGCCCCCGCACCACCGAGGGGAGCACCAGAGGGACGGGCCUUUCGGCGGCGGCGCCCCCCCUUGCCACCUGCACCACGAGCGCGCCGUCCGGGACUGCCCCGGCAGCCGCCACCGCCCCUGCGAGGAGCCCUCUCCGUACCCGGGAGGGGCGGGCGGGGGGGCCCGAGGGGAGCAGCCCCCCCGCCGCCGCCGCCGCCGCCGCAGCAGCAGCAGCAGCAGCCCC
Messenger RNA from Phascolarctos cinereus (koala), 678 nucleotides. The record is from RefSeq and is a predicted model, not a curated record. NCBI's taxonomy places the organism in Eukaryota, Metazoa, Chordata, Mammalia, Diprotodontia, Phascolarctidae.